Messenger RNA from Chanos chanos (milkfish), 792 nucleotides. Its product is annotated as paraneoplastic antigen Ma1 homolog. NCBI's taxonomy places the organism in Eukaryota, Metazoa, Chordata, Actinopteri, Gonorynchiformes, Chanidae. Bases 1 to 792 code for a protein of 263 amino acids. The transcript has 3 exons. The record is from RefSeq and is a predicted model, not a curated record.
AUGGCACAGCUGCCUUACUGGUGCAAAGGAGAGGGUAUUGACCCUGAACAUGCCAUACUAGUUAAGGAUGUUCCUGUAGAUACAGAACUGCAUUUCAUUGAGAGCACCCUAGAAUCUAUCAAGGCCCUAACUAUGCUAGAAAAGGUGAACGGCAAGAGCAUUCCGCUGGAUGUUUUGCCCGAGGGAGCUGAGGAACCAUGGAGGAUUGUGGGGCCCUUAGCUGAGGAACAUCAGAUGCCUGCUCAAGAUGGACGGAGAGGAGACCAUGUAGCGGAUGCUGCUAGCCCACUCCAGGCCUGCUCACCUGAGGCCAUCAUUAGAGCGGAACAACUUGUCAACUGGGUAGAGCAGGCUCGCUUUAUGGUUGAGGAAUGUGAUAGGUCAGACAGAGAAAAGGGAAUGAGGAUACUGGUGAGUUUGAAGGGACCUGCCUUGGAAAUUAUCCAGGCUGUUCGAUUUAAUAAUCCAGAAGCAACUCCUCGAGAGUACGCUGAUGUCAUUGAGAACACGUUUGGUACCCUUGAGACAGAGGAAGAACUCUACUUUACCUUCAGACUCCUUAGCCAACACCCAGGUGAGAGACUGUCUGAGUUCCUGAGAAGAAUGGAGAGGGUUUUGAGCAAAGUUGUGCAGAAAGGAGGCCUGCCACCUACCUUAGCAGAUCGUGCACGCCUAGGACAACUCAUUAAAGGAGCCACUGGGUCGGACAUGAUGGUUCUUAACCUAGGCAUCUGCUUAUCAACAAAACAAGAAGAGGAAACAAUGGUAGAAAGAGUUUACAUUUAUUGCUGA